AUGCUCCCAAAUAGUGACACCACUCCAUUCCUGACCUUGUGGGCUUUUGACUACAAUGAAACUUGCAAUGUAACUUGGUGGGCACCUUCAUACACAUUGAAAGUAGUGAUGUGGAAAGUUUCAGCUCAAUCAGAUGACUUUGUAGAACAACUUGGUAUGAGCAAGUCUACAGUGAAUCACAACAGCAAAAGCACCUCUGCUGAUGUUCCAAAGUCAAAGGGGGGCCAGCUGAGAAAACUUCAGCCUCAUCAUGUUCACUUCCUGGAUCACUAUUUCAAGCUCAAUUCAACCUCCACAGUCAGGAAAGCAUGUCAUGCACUGCAGGAGAUGUUUCAAAUCAAAGCAUGCCCAAUGACAGUAAGAAAAGCACUUCAUUACUGUUGUUACAAAGCACAAAGGUUAGUGAAAAAACCGAAGCUACUCAAGAGACAUUGCAAAGCCCAUUUCAAAUUUGCUAAUGAGCACAAGGACAUGACUGUUGAGGAUUGGAAGAAUGUGGUAUGGUCUGAUGAGAUGAAGAUCAACUUCUUUGGACUGGAUGGUAAGCAGUUCUGUUGGAUUAAGAAUGCCAGCUUCAACAGUAAGCUUGUCAGGCCAACUGUCAAGUUCAGCAGUGGCUCCAUCAUGAUCUGGGGCUGUAUGACAUGGGAAGGGGUCAGAGGUAUGCACUUGGUGCUGGGUUCAAUGAAUUCAGACCAAUACAUUGAUAUCUUGAAUGACAAGCUUUUAAAAACAAUCUCAGAUUUGUGGCUUCAGCAUGCAUACCCCAACAUCAUGUUUCAGCAAGACAAUGGCCUGAAACACAUGUUGAAGAAGACAAUAACAUGGUUGGAAAGUAAUAGCAUUAAGGUUAUGCAAUGGCCAGUGCAGUCACCAGACUUGAACCCAAUUGAACACCUCUGGCACCAUCUCAAAAUGCAACUUUCACAGUAUAGUAUGAUUACAAAGUCCAGGGAUGAACUGCUCAAGAGAUGUGAAGCUGAAUGGAAAGUGAUCACUCCAGAGACAUGUGUCAGCGGUUGCAUGCCUGAAACCUGA
This is a messenger RNA of Ustilago hordei, 1038 nucleotides long. RefSeq names its product putative transposase. Gene Ontology annotation, molecular function: nucleic acid binding. Bases 1 to 1038 code for a protein of 345 amino acids. The record is from RefSeq and is a predicted model, not a curated record. The transcript has 2 exons. NCBI's taxonomy places the organism in Eukaryota, Fungi, Basidiomycota, Ustilaginomycetes, Ustilaginales, Ustilaginaceae.